AAAGUCUUUUGAUGAGAACCAGAGAGUGCAAGAAGACCCACCUGUUUCACAGGAUCACAUAGUACGGCGAUCUGCAAGACAUUCUAAGAAACAGACACAAGAUUCAGCUAAGACAAUAACAACAAGAAGUAAACGUGCUGAAAUGCAAGAGAAAGAAGUGCAAAGUGACAACAAAAUUGAUACAAGGAGAAAAAAAGGGAGAAAUAGCAAAUUAAAAAAGCCUGAGGCUAAUAUUGAUGAUAGUAUACAGACAGAUGAAAUCAAUGAUGCCAACCAGAUAGAUAUAGUGGAUGAUGGCAACCGGAUCGGUCAGGUGGAUGAUGGCAACCAGAAAGAUGAAGUGGAUGAUGGCAACGAGAAAGAUGGAGUGGAUGAUGGCAACAAGAUAGAUGGAGUGGAUGAUGGCAACCAGAUAGAUGGAGUGGAUUAUGGCAACCAGAUAGAUGGAGUGGAUGAUGGCAACCAGAUAGAUGGAGUGGAUGAUGGCAACCAGAUAGAUGGAGUGGAUGAUGGCAACCAGAUAGAUGGAGUGGAUGAUGGCAACCAGAUAGAUGGAGUGGAUUAUGGCAACCAGAUAGAUGGAGUGGAUUAUGGCAACCAGAUAGAUGGAGUGGAUUAUGGCAACCAGAUAGAUGGAGUGGAUGAUGGCAACCAGAUAGAUGGAGUGGGUGAUGGCAACCAGAUAGAUGGAGUGGAUGAUGGCAACCAGAUAGAUGGAGUGGAUGAUGGCAACCAGAUAGAUGGAGUGGAUGAUGGCAACCAGUUAGAUGGACAGGAUGACAGCAUGCAGACAGAUGAAGUUGAGGAUGAGGUCUUCCAGAUUGGUAGAAAUGAUGGAGAUGAGGAGACCACAGUCCAACAAAAAAAUACUAUGGUCACAUCAAUGGAGAUAAUUGAUGGAAUUGGCAAUGAUUAUGUGCAACCAGAGGAAUUGGAUGUAAACAAGUCCAUUGGAUCGAGAAAAAGAAAUUUGUCUUCUCUACCAGAGCCGACUGUAGUUCAUCUGUUAUCAACCAAGAAGAAAAAAACUCCUGUGAAGACACCACUUAAAUUGGAUACCAAUGAGCACCAUGUAGUAGAAUCAAGAAGAUUUUCAAGGCAAUUAAGAAGAGGGCCAGAAAUAAUCUCUGAUUCGUCAGCUUCAGAUGAUACAACAAGUGAUGUCCUUCCAAUGAAAAGAACAAGAUGUACAGCAAAUACAGAGAUGAAUCAACCUUCAGAUCAAGCUAUGCAAGUAGAGAAGCAGAUGGCAGAUUACAUGAAAUUAAUACAGGAACUCUGCACCAAAUACAGGCAAACAAAAUCGGAGAUUUGUACAGCUUUGUAUGUCUGCAAUGGGGAUUUCACAAUAGCAGAAAAGUAUCUUGAAAGUGGUCCUCAACCUGACAUUUGUAUGUGGUCAAACUCUCAAGAUAGGUUGCUACUGAGCUCAUCUCCUGGACAAGAUAUCUCAAGUAACUACAGCAGAACUGAAGCUAGUCACCGUCUACUUUGGUUGAAGUCAUAAAUCAAUUGAUUCAAACAGUAAAUUGAUUUCUUAUCAUAAUUGCAAAUGAAACUUCUCAUAAGGUUAAUACAUAGACCAAAGGCCUGGUCCCACUGGCCAACGGACACAAGCAUAUAACAGAUACAGCGGACAAAAUGGGUUAACAAUGAAAUUACAGUGGACGGAUGCUCGAUGGAUAUAGAUUAUGAAACAUAUGCAAAGAUUACAACAGAUACAUAACGUUUUCCAAUGGAUGGCAAGAUUCUUUUCCGUUUUUCAUCCUCUUUGCAUCCGUAAGUACAGUGGGACCAAGCCUUAAGACUAUGUUUGUCGUACAUUAGUCCAGGAUAGAAGAGGCAUAACCUUGUUUUUUUAUAUACAAUAUUUUUUGAUGGUUUCUUGUCAAUUCGAGGGUGCUGAUUCCGAAUCUGAAUGAUGCCACUCGUGUAACCUUGAGCAUUUUCCGCAAAUUGGCAAAAUCCAAUAUGGCCGCCAAAAUAUGCAAAUUACCCAUGAAAAUCCUAAAAUUGUCUACACAUUGGCUAUGAAAUGCAUGAAAUUGUGUGGCAGGAGUGAAAUAGUCUCUGAAAAAAUAACUUUUGACAAAAUAUUUAUUUUCCUGAUAUUCAAAAUGGCCUCCAAAGGCCCUCAUACUCUAUUAUGUACAAUAUGAAUAAGGAAAACUAAUUUUCAUAAAAAAUUAGCACAAAAGUGCAAAAAAUCGCGAUGUAUGAACAAAGUAAUAUACUGGGUAUGCAAAUCAUCAUUACUAAAGAGAUAUAUCAUUUAUUAUAUCAUAUAUGGAAACAUUUCUGUAUUUUGAUAUCUAAAAUAGCCGCCACUGGCCCAAACAGUAUUGCGUACAAUGGCAAUGGGGGCCAAUAAAUUCACAAGAGUGAUCACUAAAAUGCAUAUUAUUAAGAUUAAACGAGUGGAAUACUGACUAAAAACAUAAUUGUUAACGAAAUAUAUUAUUAAUAUGCCAUGUAUGUGAUGAAUGUUUUAUUUUGAUAUUCAAAAUGGCUGCCAAAGGCCCUAAAAGUAUUAUGCACAAUGAG
Molecule: messenger RNA, 2544 nt
Organism: Lytechinus pictus (painted urchin)
Lineage: Eukaryota; Metazoa; Echinodermata; Echinoidea; Temnopleuroida; Toxopneustidae
Exons: 7
Coding region: 143-1507 (454 amino acids)
Source: RefSeq, a predicted model, not a curated record